GUGAGUUUUUCAGGUAAUGCUUCUUGCGUGACGUAUAAUUUAAUGGACGGGGCGGGAGGCUUCUUCAACAGCGACAAAAGGCCUCUGAUUCAACCAACGCGGUGGUUUGCUAGCGAACAUAAAACCGGAGCAUUUAAGCUCUUUAAGCUCUUUAGACUAAUCUUGUGUGUAUUAAUCUUGGUGUUUAGAACACAAUUCUGUUUACGUAUCUACUAGUUCAUUUUAACGUAAUUUGCUUCUUAAAUUAGCGAAUGUGUUAACUUCAUACUGCACCAGGCUAAUCGCCCAGAGCAUAAACUCACUAAACUAGACGGAGAAAAGAAGUUCUGGUGAAAGGAGAGGAAGAAGCUUUCAGAAUGAAAAAGGAGGAAGAUUCCGUAACAUUGAAGGAGGAGAAUGUAGUGAAAGAAGAGGAAGAACCUUUUGGAGUAAAAGAGGCAGAGGAGGCUAUCUCAAUAAAAGAGGAGGAAGACGUUUUAGGAGUGAAAAGGGAGGAGGAGUCGUCAGAAUAUCCGAUUACCAUCAGAGAGAGACAUGACUAUUGUGGAUCCUCUGGGGAGCCUCAACAACAUCCUGAUGCUGAUGAGUCAGAGAAGAGUCUCUCCAGAUCAGAACACCAGAUGGACAACGCUAGCCCUUCCUCCCUCCUGGAGUCCCCGUGUCGUGCCUCUCCCGGUAGCACCUUACUGCUGGGUAUGAAGAGGUUGUCUGUGCUGCUGGUGGACUGCAGGAAAACAACAGGGCUGAGUGGAACUGUGAGAGGAGGAGAAGAGAAGAAAGGAUCAGAUUUGACUCAUCAAAGAGAAAGACCAGACUCCGAGGAAGAGCCAGAGACGUCCAAACCAGCAAGAGGACACCACUGCUCCCACUGUGGAAAGGGUUUUAAACAGUUACGGGACCUGAAACAACAUGAGAGAAUACAUACAGGAGAAAAGCCGUACCACUGCGCCCAGUGUGGAAAGAAUUUUAACCACAAAGGAUACCUGAAACAACAUGAGAGAAUACAUACAGGAGAAAAGCCAUACCACUGCUCCCAGUGUGGAAAGAGCUAUAACCAGAGAGGAUACCUGAAAAAACAUGAGAGAAUACAUGCAAGGAGUUUCAACCAGAAAGGACACCUGAUCCAACAUGACAGAAUACACCCAUGUGUGAAGCCAUACCACUGCUCACAGUGUGCAAAGAGUUUUACAAGGUUAGGGGGCCUGAAAAUUCAUGAGACAAUACAUACAGGAGAAAAGCCGUACCACUGCUCCCAGUGUGGAAAGGGUAGUAACCACUUAAGUGGCCUGAAAAGACAUGAGAGAAUACACACAGGGGAGAAGCCUUACCACUGCUCCCAGUGUGGAAAAAGUUUUGCCCAGUUAUGUAACCUGAAAACACAUGAGAGAAUACACACAGGGGAGAAGCCUUACCACUGCUCCCAGUGUGAAAAGAGUUUUAAGGAGUUGGGUAACCUGAGAAGACAUGAGAUAAACCACACAGGAGGUAAGGGUGUAGGCUGUUGAACAGUAUGACAUAGGACAGAUGUAGGCUUCUGAACAGUAGGUCAUAGGACAGGAGAAUGCCCAAUACAUGGUGGGACAGAUGAGUCCAAAUUUAAUUCCAACCACCAUGUCUUUGUGAGAUGCAGAGUAGGAUCUCCGCAUGUGGGGUUCCCACCGUGAAGCAUAGAGAAGGAGGUGUGCGGGUGCUUUGCUGUUGACACUGUCAGUGAUUUUAUUUUCAGUUUAUGGCACACUUAACCAGCAGCUACCACAGCAUUCUGCAGCGAUAUCCCAUCUGUUUUGGACUUAGUGGGACUAUCAUUUGUUUUUCAACAGGACAAUGACCCAACACACGUCCAGGCUGUGUAAGAAAACAUGUGGAAAUGCUUGAACCAAUUUCUCAUCUGCAAUUUUGAUUUCUGGGUUGUCUACUACCUCUAACACAGGAGUCACAUUGCUAUUAGGGAAUGAUAUUGCUGGUGGUAACGUUACUCCUGUGUUAGAGGUAGUAGACAACCCAGAAAUCAAAAUUGCAGAUGAGAAAUUGGUUCAAGCAUUUCCACAUGUUUUUCCUGCUUGUGUCUUAACGAGGGCACAAUCUCGCAAGCUUGGAGAUGUGGUGGAUUUGGCUAGUUCCAUUUUUGAGAAUGUUGAAGUAGAAGACAAUGCACCGAGUAUUCCUUCUGCAAGUCCGACAGUUUUUACUCCUGUAAAAACUAAGGCAGAGGACUGCGAAAUCGCACCCCAAUUACAUGACAUUCUUUUGUCUGUCACCCCUGAGAAGGUGAUUGAAUGUCAAAAAAGGAGACACCAGUCUUCGCAAGUGUUUUGCUUCGGUAAUUUCCAUUGAGGAAGCUAAAACUAGAGAGACUGCCUACUUUAUGGAAGCAGGAGUUUUGAUGCGUAAAUGGGCAGCUCAUGACACCGUUAAUGACUGGAGUGAAGUGUGUCAAGUGGUUGUUCCUACACCGUUCCGACAGCAGGUGCUGUCACUCGCCCAUGACCAGGCGUGGUCUGGACAUUUGGGGAUCACAAAGACUUAUAACCGGGUCCUUCGUAAUUUUUUCUGGCCAGGUUUGAAGUCUGACGUGGUCCAAUUUUGUAAAACGUGUCACGUAUGUCAACUCACUGGGAAAUCGAAUCAAACAGUUCCUAGAGCACCGCUCUACCCGAUUCCUGUGGUGGGGGAACCGUUUUGAAAGAGUGAUAGUUGAUUGUGUAGGUCCGUUGCCGAAAUCCAGGUCAGGUAACCAGUUCCUAUUAACAAUAAUGUACAGAUAGCCUAUAUGAAGGGCUCAGCGAAUGUGGUUGCUGACGCUCUAUCACGGGUUUACUAACUGGGGAAGCGUUGGUUUUUGUUAUUACAAACUGUAUGUUUGCAAUUUUUGUGGUGGGCGUGUUACGUUCCCCAGUUUCUGUGUUCUGUUUUGUAUUUGAGUGUGUGUUUCAGGAGAUGGCUUCCGGAAGUACUCCCCAACCAGCUGAUUGGUCUACCCCAGGCUAAUUGAUGAUUGGAGCUGACCCCGCCCCCUCGUCAAGAAGCAGCUGACACUAAUCACCAUUGUCACCUGAAGAUAAAAGCCAGUGUUCUGCCCCAAGAGAUGGGAGAGAUUGAGAGUAGAGAGAGGAGAGAGAUGAGAUAAGGAGUAGAGAUUUGGAGAUUGAGAGAGAGAAAAAUUAGAUUGUGAUAUAGUUAUUUGACAAAGGAGAGUGAUGGAGUGCUGCAUCAGAUGACCUGGCCUCCACAAUCACCUGACCUCAAUCCAAUUGAGAUUGUUUGGGAUGAAUUGGACCACAGAGGUUAGGAAAAGUGGCCAACAGCAUUAUCAGCAUGUGUUGGAACUCCUACAAGACUGUUGGAAAAGCAUUCCAGGUGAAGUUGGUUGAGAGAAAGCCAGGAGUGUUGCAAAGCUGUCAUCAAGGCAAAAGGUGGCAAGUUUGAAGAAUCUAAAAUAUAUUUUGAUUUAUUUAACACUUUUUUUGGUUACUGAUUCCAUAUGUCUUAUUUCAUAGUGAAAAUAAAGAAAAACCCUUGAAUGAG
This is a messenger RNA of Salvelinus fontinalis (brook trout), 3525 nucleotides long. Its product is annotated as zinc finger protein 239-like. NCBI's taxonomy places the organism in Eukaryota, Metazoa, Chordata, Actinopteri, Salmoniformes, Salmonidae. The record is from RefSeq and is a predicted model, not a curated record. The transcript is spliced from 4 exons. Bases 357 to 1505 code for a protein of 382 amino acids.